Molecule: messenger RNA, 5115 nt
Organism: Brienomyrus brachyistius
Lineage: Eukaryota; Metazoa; Chordata; Actinopteri; Osteoglossiformes; Mormyridae
Product: rho guanine nucleotide exchange factor 6-like
Exons: 23
Coding region: 788-3106 (772 amino acids)
Molecular function (GO): protein binding; guanyl-nucleotide exchange factor activity
Source: RefSeq, a predicted model, not a curated record
UUUCAGGGUAAGUUCAUCUCCGAAUAAGAUGAACGGCCAUUUAAAUGACUGGACAAACCUGAUGGUGAGGCAGCAACUCUGGUGCUGUUUGCAGGGUAAAGCUACUGCAGCAGCCGGUCAAGACGUUUGUGGGGCCGACUGGUCUGACGAACUGUCCAUUCUGAAGUCCCCAGUGGGAAGACGUGCAACAUAAUGUAAUUGUGACUGCCAUCUUUAACUUAGUUGUAAUAAGCCAAGUGACACAAUUCCUGUGAGAUGUUUUGUAUGUUUGUGUUAUGUACAUUAAAGAAAUCUUUUCAAUAAAAGCUGUGUCAAGUGACUUGUGUGAGAGACUAGCAUUAAACUAAAAUGUACCCGAGAUAUGAAACCCGUCUUGGAGAAACAAAACGCAUUGGAGAAUCGGCAUGCAUUCCAGAGGAUAGCGGUAAUGCCCUUACGUUUGCAUUUUGAAAAAUAAAAAAUGACACCUAAAAAAAAAAAAGAAAAUCGCAAAACCUUCAACUUGAAUUGAAAAUUCAAGUUUGUACGCAGUCCAAUGCAUGUAGGUCGUUGUAAUUAAAGACAGGAGGGAAAUGGACGUAAUUACGGAAAACAUUUCCUGAUCGGCACCACCAUUUUUUUCCCUCCCUGUCAGGAGAAAAAGACGGAUUCCGAGAAAGCUGGCGAGAGUUUAGCGUAUAAGGCUAAGGGCAUAAAGGCGGAUGUAGGGGUUGCGUGUCUGUCUCACGGAUGUGGGUAACAUCUCGGCGCUUUCAGCCCGCUAGUGCAUGCAGUGUCCACCUCAGUCAUGAACCCGGAGGAGCAAACUGUUACUUGGCUCAUUUCCUUAGGAGUUCUGAACUCUCCGAAGAAGAACAUCGCAGAUCCGGAGGAGUUUCUUAAAACAUCUCUUAAAGAUGGAGUUGUGCUCUGUAAGCUCAUGGACAGGCUGCUACCGGGCUCGAUCCAGAAGUAUUGCCAGGAGCCGAGAAAUGAAGCGGACUGCAUUGCAAAUAUACGCGAAUUCCUGAAAGGAUGCGCUUCUCUGAAGAUAGAGGGUUUUGAGCCGGAGAACUUGUACACUGGUGAGAACUUCAGCCAGAUCCUGUCGACCCUCCUGGCUGUAAAUUUCGCUACUCAAGACCUCGCUGUGGACAGACCAUGCCCUCGUGCGACCUCCCCCGCCGCUAGCCAGUCGUCCUCGUCCCUGUCUGCACCCAAGUCCACCAAGAGUCUGCGCAGACCCUCCAAACCCACGGACAUGGCUGAGAACGGCAGCGGCGCAACACAGCUGCUGGUGAAGGCGCGCUUCAACUUCAAACAGAACAACGAGGACGAGCUCUCCUUCAGCAAGGGCGAGCUGAUCAGCGUCACUCGGCAGGAGGAGGGCGGCUGGUGGGAGGGAACGCUCAACGGCAGGACGGGCUGGUUCCCCAGCAACUACGUGCGGGAGGUCAAGCCGUCGGAGAAGCCCCUGUCCCCAAAGGCAGCCAAAGGCUUUGACCUGCCUCAGUUAACGAAGAACUACUACGGGGUGGUUGUGCAGGACAUCCUGGAGCAUGAACGUGGGUUUGUGAAAGACCUGCAGAACAUGCUUGGCUGCUACCUGCGCCCUCUGCUGGCCAGUGAAAAGCUGUCCAGCGCAGACAGCGCCGCUCUGCUGGGGAACCUGGAGGACAUUCUCAGCUUUCAGCAGGGCUUCUGCGUGGCUCUGGAGGAGUGUGCAAAGAUGCCUGAGGCCCAGCAGCGACUUGGGGGGUGCUACCUAAACCUGAUGUGCCAGAUUAAGCCUCUCUACCUGAACUACUGUUCCGGCCACCCCACCGCCGUCUCCGUGCUCACCGACCACAGCGAAGAGCUGGACCGGUUCAUGGAGAGCCAGGGUGCCGGCAGCCCAGGCAUCCUCACGCUGACCACGGGCUUGAGCAAGCCCUUCAUGCGGCUUGAGAAGUACGCCACCUUGCUGCAGGAGCUGGAAAGGCAUGUGGAGGAGGCCCAUCCGGACUACAGCGACAUUCUGAAAGCCACCGCGGCCUUCAAGAACCUUGUGGCACAGUGUCAGGAUCUGCGCAAGCGUAAGAACCUGGAGCGACAGAUCCUCUCGGAGGCCGUGCGCGGCUGGGAGGGGGAGGCCAUGCUCGGGUUGGGUCCUGUGCUCUACAUGUCCCAAGUUCACAUGCAGAGCGGGUCAGGCGAGGACAGAGAGGAGCGCUACUUGAUGCUGUUCCAAGGGCUCCUGAUCAUGCUGUCCACCAGUUCUCGAAUGAGUGGUUUCAUCUACCAGGGAAGGUUACCGCUGACUGCCUCAACUGUGAUAAAACCGGUAGAAGACACCGAAAAUGGCCAUCAUGCCUUUGAGGUGACAGGGAGCCACGGUGAGCGGAUAACAUUUUUCUGCAGUGGCCAUCAGGAUUAUCAGGAAUGGCUUGAGCACCUGACAAAGGGAGGGAGUCCAGUGGGUACUGUGUGUAAGGACGGACGGUCUGCACACGGCGCCACAGCGCACCAGGUUUCCUCCCACAGCUUUGGCUCGUCUCUCAGUAGCCGCGGACCCCUCGAGCCCCCGAAAAUUGCCAAGCCCUGGUCCCUGAGCUGCUUACGGCCUGCACCCCCACUGAAGCCGUCUGCUGCACUGAGCUACAAGGAAAGGAUGUCUUAUAUCCUGAAGGACUCCAGCAAAAGCCCCAGACCCAUUACGAAGUUUCUCCAGAAGAGAAAAACUGAGAGGAAACCGUCAGAUGAUGAAUUCCUGUUGAGGAAGAGCACCGCGGCUCUGGAGGAGGACGCACAGAUCCUGAAGGUCAUCGAGGCGUACUGCACAGGGGCCGGCUUCCACCAGGCCACCACCGGUGCUCGGAGGGAGUGCGUCCCUCAGGUGCUCCUGCCCGAAGAGGAGAAGAUCAUCGUGGAGGAGUUGAGGAGCAACGGACAGAUGACGGUGGAGGAGAAGAGUCUCGUCGACGCUGUUUAUGCAUUAAAGGAUGAGGUCCUUGAAUUAAAGAAGGAGAAUAAACAGAUGAAGCAGUAUCUGGAAGAGGAGCAAAAGUCACGUAGAGAGCUGGAGAGGAUGGUGAGGAAGCUAGCGAAACAAAAGAGUGACUCUGCGUGGGAGGAUGGCGGCCAUUAAGCGGCGAGCUCCGGGUUUCUGAAAAACCGCCGGCGGCUGCCCUGUGGCGACGAACAUGUCGGCCGCUGACGGACCCUUCAGGACAACCUGGACAAAGACGCAUUUCACAUGGACUGUUUCUGUUUCUUAAGCAAUUAAUUAGCGAUUGCAUGAGAUGAGAGAGCUAGCGAUUAAUUGGGCAGCGGUGACAAUUAGUAAGAGAUGAUAGAAAGGUAGACCCCGCCAGACAACAUAAGGAAAUGUGGCGUGAGAUGGCAGGACCACCUACACUCGGUGUCUCAAUGAAGUGAAGUGAUUGUUUCUCGACGGACGCUGUUGUUGGGUUUUCUGGAAUGUUCUAAGUAUCAUGAGCUGCUCUCUACAAAGGAGGACGUUGAGGCAGAAUAAUUGGAAAUACAAAGUGGCCUCGUGAGCUGGUCUGUAAUACCAUGAAAACUGUGAAUGGCCUGUCAGACGACUCAGUUUUUAAAUGUACUCAGAGAUAUUACAUGAAACAAAAUGUCAUCUGAGAGACUCCCAGUCCUCUUGGCGUGUGUUCAGUAUUUUGUUACUAGAUGACUAAUUUGGUUUAUCUUGGAUGUGGUGAGAAAGUGUACGAAUUGCAUUACUGUUUUAUUUUUGUAAGCCGAGCGUGCAUUUCAGACGUGCAGCUACGCUUCAGCUGUAUCGCAAAAGUAUUUGUUAGGGCUGUAGAUUUUAAAUUGUUUUCAAUUUCCAUGGUUCUUUUAUUCCGUGUGGCUCCCAGACUCCUGACACAUAUUAGUAAGGACACAGUAUUUCAUGUUUAUGCAUCGAGGAAAUCAGUCUGAAAUAAUUUACGUCACUGUUUGUUUUCAGUGAAUGUCCGAACUGUUACCGCAUACCCUUCUUAUUAGACGUAUGAGCUAUGUAAUUCGUUUUUUUAAAUAUCUUAUAUAUUACAUUUAUAGACACUGGCAAAUGUACUUUCAUAUGCAAAAUGAUUCAUACUCUGAGGGGAAAUAUAUAAUUAUAUUGCUUAUUUAUUUUUCAUUAAAAUAUUACAAAGUGUAUAUUUCGUACUGGAAGAAACUCUUCGGUUGAAGGUUUUUGGCCUGUGUGAAUUCCUGUCCGUAAACUUUCGUUCGAUGUUUGUUUGCGCAGACAUUCAGAAUAUGCACUUUAUCAAGCAAUUUAUCAAGCAUUCGCACCAGUGUAAAUGUCUGAAGUGAAAUUAAGAUAAAGGAAUUAGAAGAUCAAAAGGCAUUUUGGAACUAAAGAUGAACAUUUUAUUUUGUGUUUUUUUUUCCUUGUGUAUUUGGUAGAACAAACUGGUGGUUUGUGUUUUGUUUUGUUUUUUUGUUUUGUUUUUUUGUUUUGUUUUAGUUUUGUUUUUUGUUUUGUUUUUGUUUUGCUUUGUUUUUGUUUUCACCUGUUCAGAAAGCUUCACUAAUCAGACCUAAACACUGAAUUCAAGGGUCCAGUCAGGGAUUCUUUCUGUGGUCAGAUACAGGACAGAUGUUGAGCAGCUGUACCACCACAGAGCGAUGUCAUUGUAUUUAGGAAAUGGGCGGGCAGUUAACCUGUGACCUGAGAAGGCGUGGCCCACCCUCGCACAAGUACGGGUUCGACACAUGCUGUGAAAAGUAACCAAAAACCAAACCCCGCUGGGAAUCUCUUUAGGUUGCAAUAUAAGCUGAAAUUGCUAUGAUUUAGCGCAAUAAAUUGGUUACGUUGAUUUUGCUGUUAAUUUGGUAUGUGGUUAUUUGCGGGACAAGAACAGCAUUGUGUGCGGAGGCCCCGGAUAUAACGUAACUGAUGUUACUCUGAUGAACCUUUAAAGCACCAAUCCCAACGUAAGGAUGCAGCCCUGUGAGAAUCAGGCUGUAUGCUGUAACAAACUCUUCCACUCUCCUCAAAUGCAAUUUCUGAGUUUUCCUCUCAAGCUUGGAUUGGCAGCAAAUGUAUGAUUCACGGAUGUGUAUUUAAACUAUUAUACCUAUGAAUAGCCAUCAUUACAUUUGUAAUAAAAGUAAAGCAUUGCUUGCAAA